AUGAGCGUCUCCAAAGCCCCACCUCCUCCCUCCACCUCUCACCUGACCAUCCCCCCCUCGUCCACCUCCACCCCGUCCUCGUCCGCCUCCUCCCCGUCGACCACGCGCCACUCCACCGCACUGCCCCCCCCCUCGCCGGUCAAGAUCUCUAUGCAGGAGCACUUUGCCAUCAACGUGUGCCCGGGCCCCAUCCUCCCCAUCCCACAGAUCUCGGACUUCUUCCCCCGUUUCCAUGACUACCCCUGCACGCCGCCCCCUCCGAGGGAGAAGAAGAUCCUGAAAGAGGAGACCUUCAACGGGGAGACGGGAGGGGGAUACAAGGACGGGGAGAGGAGGGUGGACAACGACGGAGACAGGGAGGAGAUGUUGGACUCCGAUGAUGAAGACACCUACCUGGGCACGUUGGAGUUCAACCUGCUGUUUGAUCAGGAGAACAACUGUCUUCAUUGUACUAUUCACAAGGCAAAGGGACUGAAAGCCAUGGACUCCAAUGGGCUGGCUGAUCCAUACGUCAAGCUUCAUCUUCUCCCCGGGGCUAGCAAGGCAAACAAGCUCCGGACAAAAACCCUGAAGAACACGUUGAACCCGGUGUGGAGCGAGACGCUGGUGUACCAUGGCAUCACUGCAGCCGACAUGACCACAAAAACCCUCAGGUUGUGUGUAUGUGACAUGGACAGGCUGGGCCGAAAUGAAUUCAUCGGAGAGGUGAGGGUGGCCCUGAAGAAACUGAGAGAGGGCGAGAGCAAACGCUACAAUAUGGGCUUGGAGAGAAUUACACAGAAUAAAGAAGCUAACAAUCAAAUGGUGGAGCAGGGAGCGCUUGUGGUCGAGGAGGAGCGCGGCCGCAUCCUGGUGUCACUGUGCUAUAACACAGAGAAGAGCUGUCUGCUGGUUGGUAUCAUACGCUGUGCCCAUCUGGCCGCCAUGGACUCCAACGGCUACUCUGACCCCUUCGUCAAAAUCUUCUUGCAGCCGGAUAUGGGAAAAAAGUCCAAGAACAAGACGACAGUGAAAAAAAAGACUCUCAACCCUGAAUUCAAUGAGGAGUUUUCAUACGACGUGCCCGUGGACCAGCUGGCGAAGAAAACCCUGGAGAUCUCUGUUUGGGACUACGACUUGGGAAUGAGCAACGACUUCAUAGGUGGAGUGGAGCUGGGCAUCAAUGCGAGCGGAGAGAGACUCAAACACUGGUUUGAGUGUCUCAAAAACAAAGGGAAGAAAGUGGAGUACUGGCAUACGCUCACACAGCAAGGAGCCCCGAGCAGUGACAAACCGGACUAGAUAACAAAAGACAUCCACGCAAACAUACACGUAGACAUGUGCACACAC
Limanda limanda (common dab) is the source of this 1329-nucleotide messenger RNA. It is a transcript of the gene doc2g, whose product is annotated as double C2-like domains, delta. The transcript is spliced from 10 exons. Lineage: Eukaryota; Metazoa; Chordata; Actinopteri; Pleuronectiformes; Pleuronectidae. The record is from RefSeq and is a predicted model, not a curated record. The coding region runs from base 1 to 1281 and encodes 426 amino acids. Gene Ontology annotation, cellular component: membrane.